GUAGCAGUGGCUUGAUGAGCGCCGUCCUACGUACGCGCUCGCUGCAACCUCGUUAACACACGUGGGAAGGAGCCCUUUCCAGCUCCGGCGUCGCGCGAUAGGACGAACCGCGCGUCACACCGCGGACCGCCUCUCCGGCUGCUCCACUGCUACCCAGUGCGUUAACAUGGCGCGCUGGGCGGCAGCAGUCCUCGCACUAGUCGGCGCGACGGCCCUCAGCGUGCGGCCCGUGCGGCCCGUGACGCCGCGCCGCACCAUCACCUGCGUCGCGCCCGGCAAGGUCGAGCUCAAGCAAAAGGUCUCGCUCAAGACGACGGCGAACCCCGGCGGCGGCGGCACGGACGACGGCGAGCGCGAGCGCGAAUUCGAAAGAAAGAACGUCGAGGACCUCGAAGAUCCGAAGAUGUUCAACGUCAUCUUGCUGGGCGACGAGCUGUGUGGAAAUCAACCAGUGCGUCGGGUGCACCCGACAAUUCUUCAUUAAGUCAUUUCUCGGCGAUGACGCGGCCGUCCUGGCUCGGUCGAGCGGCGAGGAACCGGCAUCGCCACGCCAUCGAGCAGGCAUCGCGUCGAUGGCGUGGAGGUCGACGCGACGAUUCAGCACGAACGCGCCGUAACAUUUUGAUUUCCACACAGGCGACGAGGACUACACGCAGGAGCACAUCUGCAAGGCCCUAUUGGACGUCGUCGAGGACGUCCAGAUCAAGCAGGCCGAGGAGAUCUUCCUCGAGGCCCAGAAGGGCGGCCAGGCGAACGUCUGCACGACGUCCCAGGAGCUCGCGGAGCACUACGUCCAGCAGCUCGCGCGCAAGGACCCGAUGAUCUUCUGCGAGAUGAAGGAGACGUAGGUCCGUCCCCCGCCCCCCCUGUACUAGAGAAUUGAUUGGCAUGCUCGCGCCGCCCGGACGGACCAUGUUGUGGUGGCUAGGCGGCCGAGCUCUAAGCACAGCAAAACUUGAAAUGGG
Molecule: messenger RNA, 965 nt
Organism: Pelagomonas calceolata
Lineage: Eukaryota; Pelagophyceae; Pelagomonadales; Pelagomonadaceae
Source: the annotation of a GenBank genome assembly